This is a messenger RNA of Erinaceus europaeus (western European hedgehog), 4290 nucleotides long. It is a transcript of the gene PACS2, whose product is annotated as phosphofurin acidic cluster sorting protein 2. Lineage: Eukaryota; Metazoa; Chordata; Mammalia; Eulipotyphla; Erinaceidae. Gene Ontology annotation, biological process: protein localization to plasma membrane. Gene Ontology annotation, molecular function: transmembrane transporter binding. The transcript has 24 exons. The record is from RefSeq and is a predicted model, not a curated record. The coding region runs from base 133 to 2904 and encodes 923 amino acids.
GCGCGGGGCGGACCGCAGCCUGGACGCCGCCCGCGGCCCGUCGUCGCGGCCCGGCCCCGCCGCCCGGAGCCAUGUGACCGUGCCCGCCGCCGCCGGCCGCCGCAGCCCGGGCGAGGAGCGGGCGCCGGCGCCAUGGCCGAGCGGGGCCGCCUGGGGCCCGUGGGGCCGCCCGCCUCGCCGGGCACGCCGGUGCCCAUGAACCUGUUCGCCGCCUGGGAGGUGGACGGCUCCAGCCCCAGCUGCGUGCCCAGGUUGUGCAGCCUGACCCUGAAGAAGCUGGUGGUGCUCAAGGAGCUGGAGAAGGAGCUCAUCUCUGUGGUCAUUGCAGUGAAGCUGCAGGGCUCCAAGCGGAUCCUGCGUUCCCACGAGAUUGUGCUGCCCCCCAGUGGACAAGUGGAGACUGACCUGGCGCUGACCUUCUCCCUGCAGUACCCCCAUUUCCUGAAGCGCGAGGGCAACAAACUGCAGAUCCUGCUUCAGCGCCGCAAGCGCUACAAGAACCGUACCUUCCUGGGCUAUAAGACUCUGGCUGCUGGCGCCAUCAACAUGGCUGAGGUGAUGCAGCACCCAUCUGAGGGUGGCCAGGUGCUGGGCCUGUGCAGCAGCGUGAAGGAGGCUGCAGUGAAAGUGGCUGAAAUCUGGAUCUUCUCCCUGUCCAGCCAGCCCAUCGACCAUGAGGACAGUGCCAUGACGGCUGGGCCCAAGGCUAAGGCCACAGACAACUACUCAGAGGAGGAAUACGAGAGCUUCUCCUCAGAGCAGGAGGCCAGUGAUGACGCUGUGCAGGGACAGGACCUGGAUGAGGAUGACUUCGACAUGGGGAAACCCAAGAAACAGCGCCGCUCGAUAGUAAGAGCGACCUCCAUGACCAGGCAGCAAAACUUCAAGCAGAAGGUGGUGGCUCUACUGCGCAGGUUCAAGGUCUCAGAUGAGGUCCUGGACUCUGAGCAGGACCCCGCUGAGCAUGUCCCUGAAGUGGAGGAGGACCUGGACCUUCUCUAUGACACGCUGGACAUGGACCCCAGUGACAGUGGCCCUGACAUGGAGGACGAUGAUAGUGUCCUCAGCACCCCCAAGCCAAAGCUCAGGCCAUACUUCGAAGGCCUGUCCCACUCAAGCUCCCAGACUGAGAUCGGCAGCAUCCACAGUGGCCGGAGCCAGAAGGAGCCACCCAGCCUGGCCGAUGUGCCUGAGAAGACUUGGACCCCGGGGUCCAGGCAGCCAAGCGACAGUGUCCCUGAUGUGGUGGCCCAUAGCCCACCUGCCCCUGGGGAGGCACCCUCACAGCCCGAAGACAGCCCUGAGGCAGAGACCCCCACCCUAGAUGUAUUCACGGAGAAGCUGCCGCCUAGUGGACGCAUCACCAAGACUGAGUCGCUGGUCAUCCCAUCCACCAGGUCUGAGGGGAAGCAGGCUGGCCGCCGGGGCCGCAGCACAUCUCUGAAGGAGCGCCAGCCGGCGCGGCCCCAGAACGAGCGGGCCAACAGCCUGGACAGCGAGCGCUGCCCGGACACACGCAGCCAGCUGCAGGUGACCCCCCCAGGCCAGAGCAGGGUGUGGGCCGUGGUGCCGUCAGCCCCUCACAGUGACCUCGUGUCUCAGAUCCCCAGGAAGACUGUGUAUGACCAGCUCAACCACAUCCUCAUCUCCGACGACCAGCUCCCCGAGAAUAUCAUCUUGGUCAACACAUCCGACUGGCAAGGCCAGUUCCUGUCAGAUGUCCUGCAGAGGCACACGCUGCCUGUGGUUUGCACCUGUUCUCCAGCCGAUGUGCAGGCUGCCUUCAGCACCAUCGUCUCCCGUAUCCAGAGAUACUGCAACUGCAACUCCCAGCCGCCGACGCCAGUGAAGAUCGCAGUGGCGGGUGCCCAGCACUACCUCAGCGCAGUGCUGCGGCUCUUCGUGGAGCAGCUCUCCCACAAGACACCCGACUGGCUGGGCUACAUGCGCUUCCUGGUCAUACCGCUGGGCUCACACCCCGUGGCCAGGUACCUGGGCUCUGUGGACUACCGCUACAACAACUUCUUCCAGGACCUGGCCUGGAGAGACCUGUUCAACAAGCUGGAGGCUCAGAGUGCAGUGCAGGACACGCCCGACAUUGUGUCCAGGAUCACGCAGUACAUCUCGGGGGCCAACUGCGCCCACCAGCUGCCCAUCGCCGAGGCCAUGUUGACCUACAAGCAGAGGAGGAGAAAGAACUUUCACUUUGACUUUACUCUCAGCCCUGACGAAGAGUCCUCCCAGAAGUUCAUCCCAUUUGUGGGGGUGGUGAAGGUUGGGAUCGUGGAGCCUUCCUCGGCCACGUCAGGUGAUUCUGAUGACGCAGCGCCUUCGGCCUCUAGUGUGCUCUCAUCCACCCCGCCGUCCACCUCUCCUGCAGCCAAGGAGGCUUCACCCACACCACCCUCCUCCCCGUCUGUGAGUGGAGGCCUGUCCUCCCCCAGCCAGGGUGCCGGGGCCGAGCUGAUGGGCCUGCAGGUGGAUUACUGGCUGGCAGUGCCGCCUGCAGACCGGAAGAGGGAUGUGGAAAAGAGGGACCUGCCGGCCGCCAAGACCACGCUCAAGUGCAGCUUCCGGUCCCUGCAGGUCAGCCGGCUGCCCAGCAGCGGUGAGGCUGCCGCUACUCCCUCCAUGUCCAUGACUGUGGUCACCAAGGAGAAGAACAAGAAGGUCAUGUUUCUGCCCAAGAAGGCAAAGGACAAGGACAUGGAAGCCAAGAGCCAGUGCAUUGAGGGCAUCAGCCGCCUCAUCUGCACCGCCAAGCACCAGCAGAACAUGCUGCGUGUCCUCAUCGACGGUGUGGAGUGGAAUGACGUCAAGUUUUUCCAGCUGGCUGCCCAGUGGUCUUCCCACGUCAAGCACUUCCCCAUCUGCAUCUUCGGACACUCCAAGUCUACCUUCUAGCCCCCGCGGCCUCCCUUACGCCGCAGUGACUCCAGACAGCCUCCUACAGUGCCGUCCUUGUGAGUGCACCCCUCCCCACACUAACGGGCCCACGCCAGAGCCUCCCGCUCAACCUGCUCCAGAGGGCACACUCCCAGUGCCGCGGCCAAAGCACCGAUGGGGAGGCUUCUUGGAGUCGCACCUUGUUCAUCCUGAUGGCUGUGAGCUGUGUCUCCGGGAAUGGGGCAGCAGGCCCUCGCGCUGGGUACCUGGUCUCACCAGCUCACCCCAAUAAAUUCCAGCCAUGCAGGGCAGACAUCUCUAACGCUUUCAACAUGUGAUAAUGUAGCUGCCAAACAGACCUUGCUCUUCUGCAGUCCCAGCAGCCUGGGGCCAGGCCAGCCAGUGUGCCCCCGCCCCCCAGCCAUCCCUGCUAACCCCCAUCCUGGGUGCUGCUCCUGGGUCCCUGCCACCAUCGCUGCAGCCACCCUGCUCAGUCACCUAUGCACAGUCAGGGCAUGGCCCACACUUCAGCCUAGGAGCCUGCCCUGUACGCCAAGGCCAGUGUAGCCCAGCCAGAGGGGUCAGGCAACAGAGAGGCCCACACUGACCCUCAGCCAGCACUCCACCUCGGGCCUUGGCCGGGGCGACCCACUUCCUGUCAGCAGCCCUCAGAGCUGCUGCUUUCGGGGGGCGGGGGGGUGUUUCGAGCGGCUGUCCCUUCAGGCCCCAGCCCCCUGUGUCCCAUCCACCUCCGUGGCCACUAUGCCCCCUCCUCCUCACUGGGAGCGCUGGGCCAUGCUCACCCCUGUGCCUCGGUUUCCCCAUGCACACGUGGAGGGUGGCUCACCUCCCUGCCUACCUCACGGAGCUGUUCUGAGGAUGGUGUCAAAGCACUUUCUCCCUGAAGGAAGACACAGCAGAGGCCAGUCUCUGGGACGAGCGCUGCAGUGUGAGGGGAGCAGGGCCAGGCUCAGGCCCCAAUAGCGGGCAGCCAGGCAGCCGGUGGUGAGGGCAGGCCCAGCACUGCCUCCCACUCCCGCCUCCCCGCUUGUGUCCAUGCAGGCCAGUGUCCUAAGCCUGGGCGGAGGCUAAGAGCUGGGCACCCUGCCCCCUCCCCCGGCUGCACCUGCUGCCGGCUGGCCCUGAGCCCUCAUGGCCUGGUUGGGCCUGGGCUGGGCGUGUCUGGGCAAGGCCCACUCUGCUCCUGCCGCCUGCUCAUCCCGUAAUUUGGUUUCUAGGACGUGUGUGAUGCUAGUUUUUUUGUUUUUGUUUUUGUUUUUUAAUGGAAACGAGAUUCAUGUACAUAGCGUUUUGGGGAACAGAUUCUAAUCUGUCACGUAUGUGACCACGUGGACUAUUUUAAGGUGCUGAUGUGACACUAAUAAACCUGGAGAAGCAGGUCCC